Messenger RNA from Diabrotica balteata, 768 nucleotides. Lineage: Eukaryota; Metazoa; Arthropoda; Insecta; Coleoptera; Chrysomelidae. The record is from the annotation of a GenBank genome assembly.
GCAACAUCGAAACAAAAUGGCAAAAAUCGUCCUCUUCUUCUGCGCUAUCAUUUUGGCAUCAGCUGUUGCUUUACCAAGCAAGUCAGAUGACGAAAAUUUGAUCGACAUCGUCAAAAAGGUCGUCCACAAGAUUGAAGACCUUCUCGACAAAGUUUUUGCCGAUGGUCCCAAUUUCAUCGACACUUUCGCCGACAAGUAUGACGAGGACCUUACUAAAGUGCUAGAUUAUACAAGGACCGUUCUUACUAAACUGGUUGAAGCACUUAAACCUCUUGUAGAUAAUAUUGCUGCACAAAGUACUGACGCUGGAAAAAAAUUGGUUUCUUGUAUCGAACAACACGAAUCUGACAUCGUCGACAUCCGUGUCACUUUCGUAGAAGGCGCUGGCAAAUGUGUAAAAGACAGCCUCGUCGCUUUGGUUAAGACUGUCGCACCUGUGCUUAAAGAUCUAUCUGGUGUCCACGACCAGGCCAAAGAAGCCGCUAACGAAAUUGACCAAUGCCAAGGAAAUGAUGCACAAACUCUCCUCUGCGUUGUUCAGGUCGCCUCUGAUUUAAUCAAAGUUUUAACUGAGAUUCCCGAUGCUGUGAAAGGCGAUAUCCAACCCGUCAUUGAUGCCGCUAAAGCCAUUGCUUCAUCAGGUAAGCAGUGCGUCGUCGAUCAAAUACAACCUUUCUACGUUAACGCCGGAAACCUUUUGGGUGAAGUUGUUAGCUGUGCUGCUGCCUAAAUUAUAAGAAUAUGUUAAAAUAUUUUAGUAAUAAAUAA